Aedes albopictus (Asian tiger mosquito) is the source of this 5612-nucleotide messenger RNA. Its product is annotated as ras-GEF domain-containing family member 1B. Gene Ontology annotation, cellular component: plasma membrane. Lineage: Eukaryota; Metazoa; Arthropoda; Insecta; Diptera; Culicidae. Gene Ontology annotation, molecular function: guanyl-nucleotide exchange factor activity. The record is from RefSeq and is a predicted model, not a curated record. The transcript is spliced from 7 exons. Bases 1975 to 4530 code for a protein of 851 amino acids. Gene Ontology annotation, biological process: positive regulation of GTPase activity; Ras protein signal transduction.
GCUCCAGCGCUCAGAUGUGAGACGACGUUGACUGCGAACGGAAGUGGUUACAUACGCUGAAACGCGCGCGCGAUUUUUUUGCUAUUCGUCGCCGGGAAAAUUUUUGCACUGCAGCAGAGGCCAGGAGAGACACAGUCGCAGCCUUGAUGGGUUCCUCCAUCUUUCGUUUUUGCCUUGUUCUUCAAUUUGUAAUUACAUGUCGCGUUACCGUCACGGGGAGCGUUUGAGAUUGUGCUUCGUGUGGGAAAACUAUUGUCAUGUGAAGAGCACAGUGGAUGAGGAGGAAAAUUUGAAAUAGAAGUGAUGUGCUGAGAGGAAAUUUUGCGGAAGCAAUUUUUAUUAUCGCAGACUGAAUACCGGACUGAAUCUGAGAGCAUCAGCAGUGUGAGGAAAGGCGUUUUUUGUGUGUUUCGCAAACUCGGGGUCACUUUGUUCCGAAAAAUGCUCGAUGCAGCAUUCUUACUUUGAGAGAAGAAAAGUGUUAUGUGUGUGUGUGAUAGUGUCCAGUUAAGAAAAAGUGUGUAGGACGUGCAUAACUCGUGCACUUCACCUCCAGACGAACGAUGUGCAUCGCGCUUCGCUUCUUUAUACCUUAACCUGAUUUGCUCCUACGCCGGAACAAAGUAGGCGUGCAGUUACUCAACCAACGCCAUUGUCGGUCGCAUCCAAGUUUGAAUCAAAUCACACAACACGAAGCCGGUCAUCUGCGGUCCGCAGCCUACUUGGUCAACAAUUUGGAAUUUGCCAAUAUUGUAAACGCGGCUUCUUUUUUAAACAAUUUGCAGAAAGAAAACAACAAAUAUACAAACGCGCGUAGGAUGUUGAUGAAGCGGAUGAUGUCAUAAAUUUAAAUUCAAAAAUUUGCUCAACUGCACGGAGUGGUAAACACAGAAGCACCAACAAGGUUCAGUUAAUUAACACACCGAAGAAACCCAGCGUUGUGUAAAACGAUUGCCUCUAAUUGGAAGCAACAGCGUCGCGUAACCAUUGCAUUGCAUUCUUCUGCAAUAAUCUGAGUAUGGAAAUUAUGUUGUCAGUGCUGCACAAGAGAAGAAAACAAGAGUAAUUUUCUUCAAAAGAAGUGUACACAACUAGAGUGAUUUAUGAACGUUUUCUAGGUAGUCCCAUGUGUUAGUGUGCUUUUAUGGUUCUCUGCUUUGGUAUCGUUUUCGACACUUGAGCCUUUUGCUCCGGCUAAUAAAACACACAAGCCAAAUGAGAUCUUUUUCGUGUGUAGUGGUUGUAAACAAGGAUUGAAUGUUUGUGUAUUCCAUCAACGUGUUUUAAAAGUGGUUUUACACCUUCGUGUUUCUGUGUGUGAAUAAGUCGUAAAAGUAAAAAAAAAAAUCCAGAUCAAAGUGGGCUGGAGUCAAAACAAACAAAGUCUGAGCAGCUAGACCAUUACCUCCGAUUGCUUUGAUUGAAAACCACAAUCCCACCGAGCAACCCGGCACAAAGCAGUGCAAAAUGGCUGCCACCUUCCUUCAUGAAGGCCCAAUUUAUCACUGUCAUCGGUAUCGUGCUCAUACUGUCGUUAUUCAACUGUAGGAUGAUUUAAGCAUCAACGGAGAGACUUGUCUCGUGGAAGAUUGUAUUUAGAUCCGAAAUAGCAUCAGCAAAAUUCAAAUCGUCGCUUCGUCGCCGUUUUGUGUGAGCGUAACUUCCGGACAUUGAGCCAUACACGUUUUAUAGCCCUGUAUGAAAUAAAAAGAGUCGCAAACGACGCUUGGACGUCAGAAACGGCGCACAACAGUGUGUUCACUGGAAGCAGCGACAAACAUAAACAAAAUUGCGACGAUCGCGGGACCGCCCGCGAGGAAAUAAAACAUCGCCACAAACCGCCACCAUACCAGCCCUGCCGUACUGCUUCGCUCCGCCAGCCGGUGCAUUGCAAGCAGCAGCCAGUCAGCAGUCCGCUAUCGGAAAAUAUUAUUCGUUGUCAAGAUUUGCAAAAUAUCCUGGCGCUACUAAGCUAUGGACGAUGAAAUCCUAAAGACAGUAGAGUCCAUGCUCGGCACCAACAUCCAGGUGGUAGACUGCGAGAAAACCCAAACUAUCCGGGAAGAGGAAGUGCUACUGAUCAAUGGAGUUCCAGUCACAUUGGAAGGUUCCGAUGGCAAUGCCAUCAAAAAAGCGCUCAUCGCCGGUGAAAUUCCCUCCUGUGAAAUGCUCAAUCAGCUGCUCUUCAGAGCCGGCGUACUCCGACAACCGGUACAGCUGGAAACGUCUCUAAGUGUGAAAACUAGUACCGUUACCACUGAGGACAUCACCAUUGCCCGUAAUGGACGGAUACUGGACGAGCGAUCGUGCGAAACCAAGGAAAACAAUUACUACACCAGCACGUCUAACGAAAUAUGGGAACCCGUCAGCCGGCUCAAAAAGAAGAAGCAAGACGUCAUCAACGCCAGUACGGUGGACGACAUGCUCUCAAAUCAACUUAAAAGCGAACUGUACUUAGUAGCAAACGAAACUUCCUGUGAAAACGUUCCUUCCCACCCCAUGCGCCAAAACUCGAUUUGCACUGAAUCUUCCACGUCUUCGUCGACGGAAUCCAAUUACUCGUCUUCGCGCCCAGUCAGCAACGUCUCGACUACGUCCUACGAUAACUUUGUCUGCCAAAUGACUCCGUCGCACCCGCGAGCUGCGACCGAACUGAGCAAAUCGUCCACCAAAGUUUCACCCAACAAGCAAAGUAUUAGCUGUGAUUCCGGAAACGACGAAAUCACGCUCACCUCGGUCUACAGCAGCGGCAUCGGUGGUCACGAGUACUACCCGUUCAACGACAUCUCCAAAACCGACACCACCAACUCGAUGCAAACCGAAUCGUCCUUUGGGUGUGAAUUUUCUCCACCUGCAUCAUUCCACGACGAGCCGGACUUUGCCGUUAUUCCGAAGCAUGGUGGCGUUUCGACGACGUCACCGAUUCCCCAGAAGCGACGUAAUCGAACUCCUCUGCUUCGGAGCAGACCUCAGAGGCAUUUGGUGAAAAAUGUACGGAAUGACGGCAUUGCGAAUAAUACCGAUGAUCCCAGCCUCAAUGACGACAAUUGUCUGGUCUACCGAGAUGGAAAUCUGAUUUCCGGUACGCUGGAAACGCUCAUCAAGCAUAUGGUGCCAACGGACGAGUACUACCCGGACCAGUCAUACCUUUUUGCUUUUCUGCUCAGUGCACGGCUGUUUAUUAAGCCGCACGAGCUUCUGCAGCAAGCAUGUGAUAUCUGCCAUCAGCAGCAGCAGCUGAACGUUCAUCUCAACAACAACAACAACACCACCAUCGCAAAUCAGCAAAAAGUCCAAAAUCUGAGCCGGUUUGCAUGUAACUUUGUCCAGCUAUUGUCCGAAUGGAUCGAAACAUUCCCUUACGAUUUCCGUGACGAACGGGUAAUGCAACACGUACGCACAAUGACGCAAAAGUGCAUCAGCAUUGACGGAAAGCUUCGAACGAAGGUAUCCACAUUGCUGCAGAAUCUCUUGCAGAGGCUCAAAACGCUCGAAAAGUACGAAGAAUUUCUCGACAAACUUAAUCUAGAGAGCAGCAAGGAAUGUGACUUGAAACAUGGCGGACAACAACGAAGCGACUCGCGAAGUAGUAGCAAUAGUUUUCAUCAAUCUACGGAGAAGUCAUCCUCUUCGAUACAUCAUCAUACGUCAUCGUCUACAUCAUCCGUGAACAGUAUUUCUUCGAUUAGUUCGACACUUUCAACGCCGGAUAUUACGGAUCUUUGUCCUAGUCCAUCAGUAUUAGCGCACCAGUUGACUCAUAUUGAGCUCGAACGAUUGUCCUACAUCGGACCGGAGGAGUUUGUACAAGCAUUUGCCAAAGAAAAUCCCAAUGUCGACACGUCGAUCAAGGACAUGAAGAAGACGCGCAAUCUCGAAUCCUACGUGCAGUGGUUCAACCGGCUGUCGUACAUUGUGGCCACUGAGAUAUGCAAACAUUCGAAGAAAAAGCAACGUGCCAGAGUUAUUGAGUAUUGGAUCGAAACGGCCCGGGAGUCAUUCAACAUCGGGAACUUCAACACGCUGAUGGCCAUCAUCGCCGGGCUUAAUUUGUCGCCGAUUUCGCGGUUGAAGAAAACGUGGGCCAAGAUCCAGUCAGCCAAAUUCUCCAUACUGGAGCACCAAAUGGAUCCGACGAGCAAUUUCAGCAGCUAUCGAUCAACGCUCAAGGCUGCCAUGUGGCGAUCAGAAGGUGCUACCGACGAGCGGCAGCGAAUUGUCAUUCCAUUCUUCAGUCUACUAGUCAAGGAUUUAUACUUCCUCAAUGAAGGAUGUACAAACAAAUUACCGAACGGCCAUAUCAAUUUCGAGAAGUUCUGGCAGUUGGCCAAGCAGGUCAACGAGUUCAUCGGCUGGAAGCAGGUCACGUGCCCUUACGAAAAGAACAACAAAAUCAUCAUGUUCCUACAGACCAACAGUAUUUUGAACGAGAACACACUGGCAAUGGCGUCGUUCGACUGUGAACCACCGGAAAACAGCAGCGAGAAGGAUCGCUACAAAACACUGAAGCACGAGCACUUCAAUAACUAAAUAGUUUGCGCCAAUUUUGUCCAACUUUAGUUUCGCACAACUUUUACACAUUCUACUGUAGCUGAACUAUUCAUUUCAAACGGAUCUACUUACACAAACUAUAGAACCUACAUUCAAACAACCACACAAACACCCACACACACACACAAAGAGACGAAAUCUCACAUUUGACACUGCAUUUAUCGAUAAAAGAUUUUUAGAUAUUUUAUACAAUACGAGGAAUCUUUUUUGUAGCCAUUAGUAUGCUCUCCUCUAGGUAGAAGCGACAUGUCCCCAGCAGGGCAUGCGAUAUCGGUAGAUCGACAUUAUAACAAACAUAAGACAAAGCUCUAACAACAGCCAGAACAUUAAAUCAGUAAUAACUAAGUGUGGUACGGGGUAACGUACGUAGCUAUACAAAAUGAAAUUGGAAAACUAAUUGUGCGAUCAUCAUUAUUACGAUUUUAGGUUUUGUUUCACCCAGUGAAAAUGCGAAGUGAACUUUCAAACGUAUUUCAGAAAUAUGACGAAAGACUAGCGAACUUUUUUGUAUGUUGCAGCAGCAAACCAUUGUGAUUAGUUUUGUUUGUUUAAGUAUUUAUUUUGUUAUUGUUUUCAUUCACUUCGAAGAUUUUAUUUCACCUUGUUUUAUUCGGUCUGAUGUAAAGUGUAUAGUUUAUUUUUAAUUCCUAGAUGUCCCGUGAAUGUUCUCUGUAUAGACUUAGCUUUAGGUUGAGGAGUAUUAAUUUAGUGUGUAAAACCACGUGAAAGCGGUCACUUGCGUUGUUCGCUAGAUGACACCAUGCAUGACACAAAUAUAGAUUACUUUGAAUAAAACUGGCUGUUUUUUUCUGGGUUCAGUAAGUAAUGGCGCGAACGAGCUGACGUGAUGGUCUUUUUUACAUCAAAAUUUAAGGACGCAUUCACGGCCUUUGCUAACCCUCUGGACUUUCUUCUACUGAACUUCCACCAACUUACAGCAAGAUGUGUAACGGUAACAGCGGGCAAUGCUCACAUCUCGCAUCCAGGGAGACCAGGUGAAUUUAACAUUCAUUCAGCAAACUUGCGGUCGCUAAAUGUUCGUGAAUACUUGUAAACUAAAA